AUGGCAUCCACAAAGACGCUCCUGCUCAAACUGGGUCGGACGACGCUAUUCCUAAACGUACCCAGCACGCCGCCGCAGAUGAGCACGGGCUCGAUCCUACGCUCCUUCCACGGUGCCAUGAUCUCGUCCAACUCGCCUUCACCCUCGGCCAUCCUCGCCCCCCUCGCUGUCGAAUCCGAGUCGAACACGGAGGCGGAGGUGGAGUUUCCGUCGUCCUGGACCGAGGUGGAUCCGCAAAGCGACCUGGCGCUGUAUCGACUCGGCAAGAACGAUGAUGGCGAAAAGGUCUUCCAGCCCUGCAGCGAGGGCGCAAAGGACAAGGUCGAGAUCGAGGAUGAUGAGGUGUUUGCGGUCGCGGUACGCGCUGUUGGUGCUGACAAGAUCGGGAAACCCAUCGUUAAGCUCGCGGAUGAAGAGGAAGACGACGACGACGAAGAAGACGGAGAGGCAGGACUGGAUCACGAGGGCGUCGAGAUCGUCGAGGCUCCCUGA
Messenger RNA from Pseudozyma flocculosa PF-1, 492 nucleotides. RefSeq lists its product as uncharacterized. The record is from RefSeq and is a predicted model, not a curated record. The coding region runs from base 1 to 492 and encodes 163 amino acids. Lineage: Eukaryota; Fungi; Basidiomycota; Ustilaginomycetes; Ustilaginales; Ustilaginaceae. The transcript is spliced from 3 exons.